Messenger RNA from Phyllopteryx taeniolatus (common seadragon), 4049 nucleotides. Its product is annotated as zgc:123305. Gene Ontology annotation, biological process: cellular response to insulin stimulus; positive regulation of transcription by RNA polymerase II; triglyceride biosynthetic process. Lineage: Eukaryota; Metazoa; Chordata; Actinopteri; Syngnathiformes; Syngnathidae. The record is from RefSeq and is a predicted model, not a curated record. Bases 298 to 3312 code for a protein of 1004 amino acids. The transcript is spliced from 20 exons. Gene Ontology annotation, molecular function: transcription coactivator activity; phosphatidate phosphatase activity. Gene Ontology annotation, cellular component: nucleus.
UGCUAGGACUCUCUCAUAGAUGGAUGAUUUUGCCCUAAACUCACAGCACAGUGUUACUCACGCGAUUGAUCAACGAUGUGACCGCAGACUAUAAAAUUGUCAGUGCAAUUUGGCAAAUUGGAGCUGAGUGAGUGAGUGGCAUAAAUAUUUCGUAAGUCUUACUUUGGAAUGAUUGAAGAAAACCCAAAUUUACCAUUGAGAACUGAUUAGUAAUAUGAACAGUAUAGAGGAGCGUUACCUAGGCAUCCAGGGCCUGGCGUGUACAUUAAAGGUGCGAGGCUUUAAUGGUGGUGUGGAAUGGCAGGGAAAAGGUUAAGGAGUCGCAGCCGGGUUGAGAAGGAACAUCUGCAUCCAUCACUGUGGUCCCAAACCAUGAAUAUUGUGGGCCAGUUGGCAGAGACUGUGUAUGUGACAGUCAAGGAGCUGUAUUCUGGCCUUAACCCUGCCACUCUCACUGGUGGGAUUGAUGUCAUCGUGGUGCGACAACCAGAUGGGGCGUUCCAGUGUUCCCCCUUUCAUGUCCGCUUUGGCAAAAUGGGUGUGCUUCGCUCCAAGGAGAAAGUUGUGGACAUUGAAAUAAAUGGAGAAUCAGUGGACCUGCACAUGAAACUAGGGGACAACGGUGAAGCUUUUUUUGUUGAACAAAAUGAAAACUUGGAGGCCGAAGUUCCAGCCCAUCUUUGCACUUCGCCAAUUCCUCUUGAUGCCCCAGAAGACACAGAGGAUACCACUGACGCAUCCUCUCUUUCUGGUUCCGGCACCCGCAGGAAGAGGCGUCGUCGUAAACGCGUGCGCUCAGAUAGUUACCAAAGAGAAGAGGGCAGCUCCUCUGCGGAUGAGCAAGAAAAAGACAAGGAGUGGGAGAGAGAUUAUAGCGGACAAGAGAGUCUAGAUAAACAUACCACACCGUUGCAAGUCAGUAAGUCAGUGUACUACUCACUGUCUGAGGAGCCAACUGAGAAGGAGCUGGGGCUCAAAGAUACUCAUCGACACUCAGAUGGAGACCAAUCACCUGUAGAAAAUGUGUUCGACAGCCGCCCAUCCUCUCCAAAGAGUGACUCUGAGCUUGUGGUUAAAAACCAUGAGUCCUCUGGGUUACUGAUGCAGUGGAACUGGGGAGGCUUUCCCAUGCCACGUCAAUCGGAAAGAUCAUCAGUGGCGUUCCAGCACUCUGAAUCGUCUCAUUUUCGCACCAUUCAGAGGCAAGACUCCUUUGACAUGGGCAAUGAGUCUGUGAACGGCUGUAGCAGAGAGGGCCGGGUUACUGUGGUCAGACCACAACCCAGGUCUCAGUCUCUAGACUUGAGUAACUACGCCUUAGAAACGAUGCCUCUGACCUUUGAUAAACCCCUUACCUUUACCAGUUCAACCCUUAGUGACCUGUCAAAGUCGUUAACAGAGAGGGAUGAGACUGAAGCCCUUGCCCAUGAAGAUGGUACAGUCAGUAUUGCCCAUGUUGGUGGCAUUAAUGAUGCAGCUGAUGACCAAGCUAAUAAUAACAGUCAGCCAAUUAAAGAAAGCCAAGACGCUUUGAUCGAGACAAACGUUGCAAACAACGGAAGCAUCGUUUGGGCAGAAUCCUCAAAUACGCAUCAGACUGAGCACAGUCCACAAGGCUGCACUGGUGGCGACUCUGUCAGUGAGAGCGACAGUAGGAUAGAUCCCUGUGCCGAGAGAGGGGAGGAGGAUGAAGUGGCGGACUUUGCUUCUCCAAAAGCUGACGCUAAAGAGAAUCGGGUCAGCUGGAUUGCUGCUGAGGAGUUGAUAAACUGCACUGAGUUAACAACCAAACAGGAGCAACAAGGGAAAAAGAAGGGCAGACGUAAUCAUCAUCUUGGACCAACAGGCAUUUACCUGGAUGAUCUGACUUCACUCGAUCCUGAGGUUGCAGCGCUCUACUUCCCGAAGAGUGAAACAGAGAGUUGCCCCCCACCUGUCAUAGAGCAAGGCUCUGGCUCAGCAAGUCAGUCACCGCAAUCUGUGGGCGCGCUGGACAGCGGUACUGAAUACCUGUCAGAUUCUGCCUCCUGCGCCACAGAGGUUCGCAUGUCCCUCUGUGGACAAGUGGGUGACACCAGCCAAAUCACUAAAGAGAAGUUUUUAGAGCACUCUGUGUCAUACCAAGACUUUGUCACCAAUCCAGGAAUCAUUGAUGACCCUAACCUAGUGAUAUAUAUCAACUCCAACUAUUAUAACUGGGCAGUGGCUGCUCCAAUGGUCUUGUCGAUGACGGCUUUCCAGAGGAAUUUACCCAAGAGUACAGUUGAGAGCCUAGUGAAGGACAAAAUGCCCAAAAAGUCUGGACGCUGGUGGUUCUCCUGGAGGAGACGAGACUUGGACAACAACCAGCAAGACCCUUCAAAGAAGGACGAGGAGGAGAUAUUGCAUGGGGAUCCCAGCACAGUCAUAGCCACACUUGAGGAUGAGGGCGGUGAUGUGGUGGCAGGGGUUGCUCAAAAAGCUGUCAUUACUUCAAGCUUGUCGACAGACACACUUCGUACGACUCAGUGUCUCUCUCAGAUGUACUGCAAAUCACUUCGUCUGACAUCUGAAAAGAUAGAGAACCUGAAUCUGCGUGAAGGAGCUAACAAGGUGAUAUUCAGUGUGACCACCCAGUACCAGGGCACCUGUCGCUGUGAGGCUGCCAUCUAUUUGUGGAACUGGGACGAUCGCAUCAUUAUAUCAGAUAUAGACGGCACCAUCACAAAGUCUGAUGCUCUGGGACACAUCCUGCCUCAGUUUGGCAAAGACUGGACACACAAAGACAUUGCUAAACUUUACCACAAAAUUCACCAAAAUGGCUAUAAGUUCCUGUAUUGUUCUGCGCGGGCUAUAGGCAUGUCUGCCAUCACUAAGAACUACCUGCAGUGGGUCAACGACAACGGCACUGUUCUUCCAAAAGGCCCGGUACUGCUGGCCCCAAGCAGCCUCUUUUCUGCACUGCACAGGGAGGUGAUUGAGAAGAAGCCAGAGGUGUUUAAAAUCGCCUGUCUCAGUGACAUCAGAGACCUCUUCAACCCCAAGAGACAGCCUUUCUACGCCGCCUUUGGCAACAGGACCAAUGAUGCUUACGCUUACACGCAGGUGGGGGUGCUCAACACCAGGAUAUUUACCGUCAAUCCUAAAGGAGAGCUUAUCCAAGAGUUGACCAAAGGAAACAAGUCCUCGUACACCCACCUCGGUGAGUUGGUAGAGCAUUUCUUCCCUGAGGUUGGCGGGAGCAGCUCUUCUGCCUUUUUGUGUCCUGAGUUCAGCAGCGUCACCUAUUGGAAGGAGCCACUGCCAGAACUGGACCUUUACACACUACUGUAGACACACCAUCCUUAUGCUCUGCAUACAUAACCAUUAUCUGCCUUAAUAUUUACAGCAACGUGUUGCAACACAUUUUCUGCAGCAUGCCAAAUAACCUUUGAUAUUUACAGCAACGUGUUGCAACACAUUUUCUGCAGCAUGCCAGAUAACCUUUGAUGGAAUUCACUGUGGUGUUACUGAGAUGCUUUAUGGCAACAUUCUCCAUUAAGUGAUAGCUGAAUUAAGUGAGAGCUGAACCACGUCUGCAUAAAGCAUUAAUUACACUACUCAGGCUGACUCAUGUUCAAAUACAACGUUGCCGACAAUCAAUCCAUUGUUAAUCGUAAAUAUGCAAAUUUUCAUGAAAUAUAUAAUAUAAUAAUAUAUAUUAUAUAUUAUGUUAUUCGUUGUGCUGAUAUUCAUUCCAAUUAUUUGUGCAUGGCACCUGUCACAUUGUCUCACAUAUCAGCUCAAAGCAUGGGACGAAAAUAGUGCUAAUGCCAAAUUUGUAGCUACUAUUGCUACUUAUUUUUUUAUUUUUUUUAUUUUGUGAUGGGACCAUCUGAAGCCCAGAGCAGUGAUGGGAGCUUCCUGUUAUGUAGACAUGAGAGUGUGAUAUUGAAUAUUAAUAAGAUCUUUAUUCUUAUCCUUAUUGAUAUUCUGUGUGGUUGGGAGGAUUUUAUAGAUGCAUGCAUGGGUGUGGAGUUGUAUACCAUAAGUGUUUUGGCAUCUACUAUUCUACUUUAUAUUUUUCUGAG